GGCGGCUGCGCGGGGGGAAGGGAGGGCCAGGGAGGGGCGGGCGGCGGGCGUUAUAGACGGGAGCCGCCCGCAGGGCGGUGCUGGGCUUCGAGGGAGCUGCGGCCAUGGCUUACGCCAAUCCUGUGCCCAAGCUCUACAGAUCUGUCAUUGAAGAUGUGAUUGAAGGGGUUCGUGAGCUAUUUACAGAAGAAGGGAUAGAGGAACAAGUCCUAAAAGACUUAAAACAGCUGUGGGAGACGAAGGUGAUGCAGUCUAAGGCAACAGAAGGCUUCUUCAGAAAUAGCCACCCGGGCCCCCUCUUCACUCUUCAGUUGCCACAUAAUUUGCAUCAGACAAUACAGACAUCAACAGCAUCAUUAGUUAUCCCUGCUGGGAGAACUAUUCCAAAUUUCACUACUACAGAACUGGGCACUUCAAAUUCCAGUGCAAAUUAUAGCCUUCCUUCUGGUAUUGGUUAUCCCAUUCAUGUGCCAGCAGGAGUGACUCUGCAAACAGCAUCUGGACAUCUUUAUAAAGUGAAUGUGCCUGUUAUGGUAACACAGACCUCCGGAGGAGCAAGUAUCCUUCAACAUCCAAUUCAGCAGAUAUUUCAGCAGCUUGGGCAACCUUCCAUAAUACAGACCAGUGUUACACAGCUGAACCCAUCCUCUGUUCAAGCAGCUACUGAAAAAUCACAGAGACUGGAAACCGUGCUCCCUCAGCCCACAGUCCUCCAUUCUACAGCAAUGGAAAGGAAGCAUUUAGAAAACUUGGUCACCAAUGAGACCCUUGCACAGCCACCUGUGGGAAAUGAACACAAAACCACACCUGAGCUUCUGUUAAGUCAGCAGCCUAAUUCCUUGGAAAGCCCCCAGUAUAUGAAUCUCCCUGGUGUUGUAUUUACUCCUCAGGUGGCCUCUCAAACAGAUUCUAAUGGGGAGCCAGUGGUCAGUGUUUUAGGUAGUGUAACUCAAACUCUGGAUGGUGAACAGCUUUCCUCAGGCCCUCAGGACUCUCUUCACCAGCAGUCUGAUGCAGAGGUACUUGUUCUCAAGAACAGGAUGGGUGAAAAUGGUUUCCUAAAACAGCCUCACACCUUAGAAGAACCUUGUAGUCUCCCUGGCUCAGAAGAGGAAUCCAGUGCACAAAUGGAUUUGAGUAUACAAACAAUUGAUGACAUUAAAGAAAUUAUCCAAAUAGAUGGAACUGGAGAUACAUCUUCAAAUGAAGAAAUAGGGAGUACAAGAGAUGUGGAUGAGAAUGAAUUUCUUGGUAUUAUUGAUGCAGAAGAUCUGAAAGUUCUUGAAGAAGAAGGUGAUAGUAUCUCAAAUGAAGAUUCAACCACCAAUAGCAGUGAUAAUGAAGAGCCCCAAAUAGACAUUGUAGAAGAGGACCCUUUAAAUUCUGGGGAUGAUGUUAGUGAACAGGAUGUGCCAGACCUGUUUGACACGGAUAAUGUAAUAGUUUGUCAAUACGACAAGAAAGCUACCUCUUCACAAUCACUCACAUGCUGUAACCUUCUGACACAAACUUCCACAGUUAAACUUCCUGCCUUUUUAAAGAUUCAUCGAAGCAAGAACAAAUGGAAAUUUUACUUAAAAGACGGUGUCAUGUGCUUUGGAGGGAAAGACUAUGUGUUCGCCAAAGCCAUUGGAGAUGCAGAGUGGUAAAUCUUGUGUGCUCUAUUUAUCAACUCUGUAUGUCUGUGUAGACAUCAGUGAGAGUAUACUAAAUAUUCUAAAAUUUUUUUGUUUUAAAUAAAAUAGUUUACCAAACAUACCUAAUGUUCAAAAUUAGAAGAACCUGUGUGUACAUUGCAGAUACAUGGCAAAAGUUCAAUUCUUUCUUGGUUUGUUCUUAAGAGUUAACUGAUUCUUCCCAUUAUCUAUAUUCUCUAAAAUAUAGAUAUUUAGCUUUAUUUGAUUUCUAAAGUGAUGAUGAUUGUUAGUAAUUAUUCCAGAAACAAUAGCACAACAGGAAGAAUGCCCCAGUUUUUCAGUAUUUUAAGUCUUUCUUGGUUUCUUCUGCUUGAUAAAAAGUACAUGUCAUUGUUUCCUACAGUGACAAAAUGUAUACCUAUUAAGUCAGUAAUUAGUGAUUUAUCUUUUUUGUUUAAAACAAAGCAAGGAUGAGUAAGUUGGGAAAGAUGCAAUGUUAAAGUUAAAUAGCAGAUAUCUCUCAUAAGAAGAGUUAAACACUCUUACUCUCACAUUUUGACUGGUUUGGAUUGCCUACAGUGAAACUGGUGAAUUGGGAACAUGUGGAAUUGUGAUAGUUAUUGAAGAAAUUCAGAAAAAAAUUCUAGAAUUAAAAGAUUUUUCCAGGUUCUACAUUUGGAAUUCAAACGAUAUUGUUUUGACCACAUCUGACAUUUUAUAAAGUACUGAGCUUUUGAAGAAAAAUUAAAAUAAAGCCAUUUGUUUGUUCUCAUGUAAUAUGUAUCUCUAUGAAUAUUAACUUAGCACUAUAUAAAAUUGUUGCAAUUAUAUUGAGCAGUUGAAUCUCUGUCCCAGUACCCUACAAGCUUAAAUUAAAGUGAUUGAAAUUUU
Monodelphis domestica (gray short-tailed opossum) is the source of this 2528-nucleotide messenger RNA. RefSeq names its product general transcription factor IIA subunit 1 like (gene GTF2A1L). The record is from RefSeq and is a predicted model, not a curated record. Lineage: Eukaryota; Metazoa; Chordata; Mammalia; Didelphimorphia; Didelphidae. Gene Ontology annotation, cellular component: transcription factor TFIIA complex. Gene Ontology annotation, biological process: transcription by RNA polymerase II; transcription initiation at RNA polymerase II promoter.